Protopolystoma xenopodis is the source of this 785-nucleotide messenger RNA. Lineage: Eukaryota; Metazoa; Platyhelminthes; Monogenea; Polystomatidea; Polystomatidae. The record is from the annotation of a GenBank genome assembly.
GCCACCGCUCGGCUUCGGUUUUGAUCACUGUUCUCGUCCAGGACCUCAAUGACAAUCCGCCAGUAUUUAUUUCUCCUGGCCGCGAUCACCUCUCGAGACCGAUACUCGACACCGCGGGCACUAAUAUUGCUUCUUUUGGAGCUAAUAAGCCGAACAUACUUCAACCAACUACAUUUGACGGGCUUGGAAUUUCUGGAUACCAUCUCGUGAUCCCUGAGGACCUACCAGAAGGUGCUUAUCUGACAACCUUGCAAGCCACAGAUCGUGACUCUGGGCGCAAUUCACGCAUUACUUACACACUCUUUAGUCGACAAGAAGACAAGCGCUGCUUCCAUGUUAACCAACGCACCGGUGUUGUUCGCUUGGCUGCUGGCUGUUACGCUUGGCGGCGCGAACUGCCACAACCACGAGGGAUCGGUUGGGUACACCAUUUGACUGCAACGGCUCGCGAUGGAUCUUCAACUCUACUAGUGCAGACCCAAUUCACAGUACAAGUGCUUCCUGUUCACAUAAAUGUUUUCCCACCCCGAUUUAGCCAUCAGCCGGCCAUAUACAGCGGCUGGAUUGCAGAGAACAAAGUCGAAAACAGUCCCGUAUUCAGGAUUGAUAUUGACUCCUGGCAGGAAAGCCAAGUUUAUAGCCGAGAGGAUCAACAACUUUUCAUAAAUGCCACCGACCCAGAAGGAGACCCUUUAUUUCUGACCAUUGUUGGGGGAACCGGUUUCGGUCGUUUCAGGAUUGAUAGCGAUGGUAAGCAAUACUCGUUUUAUAUUCAUUCUUCCUAA